Manihot esculenta (cassava) is the source of this 3783-nucleotide messenger RNA. Its product is annotated as elongation factor-like GTPase 1. Bases 479 to 3562 code for a protein of 1027 amino acids. NCBI's taxonomy places the organism in Eukaryota, Viridiplantae, Streptophyta, Magnoliopsida, Malpighiales, Euphorbiaceae. The record is from RefSeq and is a predicted model, not a curated record. Gene Ontology annotation, biological process: cytosolic ribosome assembly. The transcript has a single exon. Gene Ontology annotation, cellular component: ribonucleoprotein complex; cytosol. Gene Ontology annotation, molecular function: GTPase activity; GTP binding; ribosome binding.
AUUACAACUAUUUGUGUAUUAAGCGAAAUGGCCGUUCUUCCUCGCAUCCUAAACUUCAUAUUAACCUAACAGCUAACAAGCGAAGUUAAAGCCCUAAAGCCGCCGAUUUGUGUCGCCUCUCACUCCGCGUCUGAGACACAACCAGAAGCCUCUCGCUCGCCUUUCUUCUCUUCGUCAACUGCGGUAUCUGCUCUUCUCUCUCCCUCUCUAUUAGAUAUGUUUAUGCUUUCAAAUACCCAAUCAAGCAUUUGUAGAGAAAUCAAGAAAACCACAUCAAGGGUCUGCCCUAUCCUCCACAGGAAAGAACCCAACAGACAUCAAAACCCUAUCCUUUUUAUACACCCAAUUUUCCUUAUAUAGCUAUAUAUUGGGAUAUAUAUUUUUGGCUUCUGCAUUUGUUUAUUUGCGCUGGCCUGUUUGCUUGGUUGUUGAUUUGUUGUAACUUAUAAUAACUAUCUUUAUACAUAGUUUUGGAAAAAUGGGUGAUUAUGAUGCCCAAAAAAUCCGAAAUAUAUGCAUAUUAGCUCAUGUUGAUCAUGGCAAGACAACACUUGCUGACCACCUAAUUGCUGCCACUGGGGGUGGUCUGCUUCACCCAAAAAUGGCUGGGAAGCUUAGGUUUAUGGAUUAUCUUGAUGAGGAACAGAGACGUGCAAUAACAAUGAAGAGCUCUUCAAUAGCUCUUCAUUAUAAAGACUAUUCAAUAAACCUCAUAGAUUCUCCUGGUCAUAUGGAUUUUUGUUGUGAGGUUUCUACUGCUGCCAGAUUGAGUGAUGGGGCAUUGAUUUUGGUUGAUGCUGUUGAGGGGGUUCAUAUACAGACACAUGCUGUUUUGCGUCAGUCUUGGAUUGAGAAGCUCACACCAUGUUUGGUGCUUAAUAAGAUUGACAGGUUGAUUUAUGAGUUGAAGUUGAGUCCCGUGGAAGCAUAUAAUCGGUUGCUUAGGAUUGUUCAUGAGGUUAAUGGGAUCAUGAGUACAUAUAAGAGUGAGAAAUAUCUUUCUGAUGUAGACUCAUUACUUGCUGGGCCAUCUGGGGAAGUGGAUUAUGAGAAUCUUGAGUUUAUAGAAGAUGACGAGGAGGAUACCUUUCAACCACAGAAGGGGAAUGUGGCAUUUGUAUGUGCAUUGGAUGGGUGGGGUUUUGGUAUUAGUGAGUUUGCUGAAUUUUAUGCUUCAAAGCUUGGUGCUAGUUCAGCUGCAUUGCAGAAGGCUCUGUGGGGUCCUAGGUAUUUCAAUCCCAAGAGUAAGAUGAUUGUGGGGAAGAAGGGAGUGGAAGGAGGAAGUAAGGCCCGGCCUAUGUUUGUGCAGUUUGUGCUUGAGCCAUUGUGGCAGGUUUACCAGUCAGCCUUGGAGCCUGAUGGAAAUAAAGGUUUACUUGAGAAGGUCAUUAAGUCAUUUAAUUUGAAUGUACCACCACGUGAACUUCGGAAUAAGGAUCCAAAGGUUGUGCUUCAAGCUGUUAUGAGCCGCUGGCUUCCAUUGUCUGAUGCAAUUUUGUCAAUGGUUGUGAAGUGUAUGCCAGAUCCAAUUGUUGCUCAGUCUUUUCGAAUUUCACGUUUGCUGCCCAAGAGAGAGGUUUUGCAUGAUGCAGUUGACUUGAGUAUUAUUGCAGAGGCAGAUCUUGUGAGAAAGUCAGUUGAGAUUUGUGAUUCCAGCCCUGAAGCACCUUCUGUUGCUUUUGUGUCCAAAAUGUUUGCAGUACCAAGAAAGAUGCUACCUCAAAGGGGACCAAAUGGUGAGAUUUUGAACAAUCACAGUGACGAAAAUGGAAGUCAUGAAUCAGAUGAGUGCUUCCUUGCGUUUGCAAGAAUUUUUAGUGGGGUUCUUUACUCACGGCAAAGAGUCUUUGUGCUUUCAGCAUUAUAUGACCCAUUGAAGGUAGAGUCCAUGCAGAAGCAUGUGCAGGAUGCUGAGCUGCACUCUUUAUAUCUCAUGAUGGGUCAAGGCUUGAAACCAGUAGCUUCUGCAAAAGCAGGAGAUAUUGUGGCAAUCCAAGGCCUCGGUCAACAUAUUUUAAAAAGUGCAACUCUUUCAUCCACAAGAAACUGUUGGCCUUUCUCUAGCAUGGCAUUCCAGGUUUCCCCUACUUUAAGAGUUGCAAUUGAGCCGUCUGAUCCAGCAGACAUGACAACUCUGAUGAAGGGUCUGAGGCUUCUGAACCGGGCUGAUCCCUUUGUAGAGGUAACUGUCUCUUCUAGAGGGGAGCAUGUGCUUGCUGCUGCUGGAGAAGUUCACCUAGAAAGGUGCAUCAAGGAUUUGAAGGAGAGAUUUGCAAAAGUGAGCCUGGAAGUCUCUCCACCUCUUGUGUCCUAUAAGGAGACCAUAGAAGGGCACACGGCCAAUGCUUUAGAUAAUCUGAAAUCACUAAGUAGAAGCUCCGAUUAUGUGGAGAAGACAACACCAAAUGGAAGGGGCGUUGUUCGUGUGCAAGUCAUGAGACUUCCUCCUGCACUAACCAAAGUUCUGGAUGAAAGUGUUGACAUCCUUGGAGAUAUUAUUGGUGGGAGGCUGGGGCAGACAAAUAAAGAUGUGGAAAAGCAGGGUUCGACCAUUGUACAUGAUGAUAAUUCAAUUGAAGGACUCAAAAAACGCAUAAUGGAUGCUGUGGAUGGUGAAAUAUCAUCAUGGAGUGGGACUGACAAGGAUCGAGCUGAGAAAUACAAACACAAGUGGCAAAAAUUUCUUAGGAGGAUUUGGGCACUUGGUCCAAGGCAGGUUGGCCCUAAUAUCCUCUUCACUCCAGAUUUGAAAAGCAAGAGCAAUGAUUUCUCUGUUCUUGUGCGGGGUUCUCCUCAUGUAUCCGAAAGAUUAGGCUUAGUGGAUAAUUCCAGUGAUGGUGAUAUGCCUGCUGACCCUUCCUCUGAAGCAACUAAAAUAUUGGAAAUCGAAGCAGAGAGUCUUCAGAACAGCAUAGUGUCUGGAUUCCAACUUGCAACAGCAGCUGGACCUCUAUGUGAUGAACCAAUGUGGGGAGUGGCUUUUUUGGUUGAGGUUUACAUAUCUCCAUUAGCUGAGCAAUCUGACGAGUCUGACAUUAACCAACAAUCUGAGCAGCAUGGCAUCUUCACAGGACAGGUUAUGACAGCAGUCAAGGAUGCGUGUAGAGCAGCUGUACUUCAGAACAAACCUCGGCUUGUUGAAGCAAUGUAUUUUUGUGAGUUGAACACCCGAACUGAAUAUUUGGGCUCCAUGUAUGCAGUGCUUAAUCGGAAACGGGCUCGGGUCUUGAAGGAGGAGAUGCAGGAAGGGUCUCCACUUUUCACGGUUCAUGCAUAUGUCCCAGUUUCUGAGAGCUUUGGUUUUGCUGAUGAGCUCAGAAGAUGGACUUCAGGAGCAGCAAGUGCACUGCUUGUUCUUAGCCAUUGGGAAGUACUUCCCGAGGAUCCUUUCUUUGUCCCAAAAACAGAAGAGGAAAUUGAAGAGUUUGGAGAUGGUUCCAGUGUUCUGCCUAAUACAGCUAGAAAGCUCAUUAAUGCUGUUAGGCGGCGGAAGGGCUUGCCUGUGGAAGAAAAAAUAGUCCAGCAUGCUACUAAACAGAGGACAUUGGCUCGUAAAGUGUAGAAUUCAUUGAACUAGUUUUGUUUUCUGUGGAUUACAGAAACUGUAUGUGCACAACUCAUAUUCUUUUUAGUACAAAAAUCCAGAAUAAAUCUGGUUUCUUUGUUGGUUCAAACAUUAGUCCCUUUUUCUGUAAGUGAAUUAUGCAGAUCUUGUUUCAAGUCAUUGUUGAAGAAUGAUACUGUCUUAAUGGCAAGAGUGAGCUCUUGAGCUCUGUUUCUUUC